Molecule: messenger RNA, 1378 nt
Organism: Mugil cephalus (flathead mullet)
Lineage: Eukaryota; Metazoa; Chordata; Actinopteri; Mugiliformes; Mugilidae
Product: RING finger protein 212B-like
Exons: 13
Coding region: 283-1032 (249 amino acids)
Biological process (GO): protein sumoylation; homologous chromosome pairing at meiosis; reciprocal meiotic recombination
Cellular component (GO): synaptonemal complex
Molecular function (GO): SUMO transferase activity
Source: RefSeq, a predicted model, not a curated record
AGCCCAUGCAUGACCUGUAAAUUGUUCAUCAGAUUAAAUCUGAAAAGGAAUGAACAAAACUCUAUCUCAAAUCUAUAUCUGUGAAUGGUGUGUAUUAAAACUGGUUCUAAAGCUUUAUUCCAACUAAAUUUAAAAGCUGACAUUUUGAGAGCGCGUUAACGCGGACGUCUCCUACGUCACACCGCGCCACCAAUCAGAAGAGAGAACGGGACUCGCGAGCUGGAACUGUUGAGCCGACUCUUCUCUGACCAGAGCAAGAAAGGGAAACACACAGUGUUAAACAUGGACUGGUUCCAUUGCAACCAGUGCUUCACAAAAACAGGGUUGAAGUUUGCUGUGUCCAGCUGUGGCCACAUCUGCUGUGAAGCGUGCAUUCAAUCUAAGCAGUGUGGCGUAUGUGGCUCCAGCUGCAGCUAUCUGCCCAUCACAGACACGAUGAAUCCACGGGAAAAAGUGUUUUUCAAGGAGCCAGUGAAGAUCAUCCAGUCACAGCUGGGACACAUAUCACAGAUUGCAAUUUUUCAGCGCGCACAGAUGGAGAAAGUCACAGCACACUUCAAGCGUAGGUCUGCAGAACUGGAAAGGCGUCUGAAGGAAGUCUCCGAGCAGAGUCACAGGCAAAUCUCAGAGCUGAAAAGAGAGAACGCCGACUUAAAGAAACAGCUGUCAGAGCUGAAAAGAGAAACUGAAGAUUUAAAAAGGCCGCUUUCUCAGAGGAGGGUUUCUCCAGGACACUUUCAAACUGAGGGCAGUCAGAGGAUGUCACUACCUGUGGCUGUCACCUCCCCAGUUACGCCUCGCUCAAGACCUAUGAGUUAUAUAGGGUCAGCAGAAUCCCAGAGGUGGCCCAGAGAGCGGGGUCCUAGUCUGCCUCUCACUACUCCUGGAUCAGCCACCUCUAUUUCCAGCCACAGUUCUCUUCAUGGACACAGAACGCCCACAUCCUUAAACACACCUACGAGAGCGCAGACUUCUAAUGCUUUCCAGUUCCAGUUUCUAAGUGGAUUAUCAAUACAGUCACCCAGGCACUAAUUAAAAGGACGCCUGCUCUUCUGAGGACAUGUUGUUUGUUGAGAGGUCGACAGUCAUAAAUCUGUUCAUCGCAUUCUUGUAGCAGAUGCAACUUUUUGAGUCUUAUUGUUUGCCUGGAAACUGAACCCUGUCUUGAUGUAAGGUUGUUUUAAUAUACACGGAUGUUCAGUUGAUAACAGCAUGUUGUUCUUCUGCUUUGUGGUUAUCACUCUCGUUCUGGGGAUGUAUUUCAGCGGUUUCCUCUAAAAAGCAUUUCUACAGAUUCACUUUACAGCCACUUGCAUAUUUUUCCUGCUCUCAUGACAGAAUUUGCACAAGUUAAAAAUAAAUGUAAUCUCUCUUAUCA